This is a messenger RNA of Neocloeon triangulifer, 1387 nucleotides long. RefSeq lists its product as uncharacterized. The transcript has 3 exons. The record is from RefSeq and is a predicted model, not a curated record. Lineage: Eukaryota; Metazoa; Arthropoda; Insecta; Ephemeroptera; Baetidae. The coding region runs from base 156 to 641 and encodes 161 amino acids.
UGUCGAUUAGCAACAGGAUGACCAAUGAAAUUGGGUCUUCAUCUUCAGCUGCAUGAGUUUGUUUAUAUUUUAUUCCAGACUAGGUGCAUUCAUUUUUGAUCCCAAGAAGCAUCUUAUUUUGAUCAUAGCUCAUGGUUUUACACAUUGCAUGAAUCAUGGCAAGUAGUAGCAGCGGCGGAAAAUCCUGUUGGGAAAUAAAAAAUGACAACAGCAAAAGUUCAUCUGGUCAGUCGACCCAUGAGAAAAUCACCCUCUGCGUAAAAAACAAAAGCAAGCAAGAUUCACCAUCCACUAAAGAUGGACCUAAAAAGUCCAAAAGCUCCAAUAAGAAGAGCACCAAGGGUGGAGGCAGAUCGAGCAGCAACAGCAAAUCGUCGUCGAGAAAACAGAUCAAAGAGGAACUAAUUGGUGAAGACAACGCGUCCAGAGAGAUGGAUGAUGUCACUGAAAGAGAAGAAUCAGUGCCAGUACAGGCGGACGAGGCUGCCGUCCAACAGGCUAGACAAGAAAUGAUAAACAACGCUCUUCUCAAAGAAAUACUCAAUGAAAAAAAGAGGGCGCUGUUUGAAUCAGAGGAAAUGCUUCAAUUUUUCAAGGAGAGAGCUGAGAUAUUCUACAAAUCUCAGCCAACCCAGUAUUGAGAGACCUUGUCCAAGACGAAGAUUAACGAAUAAGUAUAUUAUAGGCAUAUAUUUAUUUAAAAUUGAAAAUAUUGAUAUAAGAUCAAUUGUGAUUUAUUUGUAAUUAUAUUUUACAUUUUCUUGGUAUCCAAGUUCACAGUACAAACUUGCGUGUUUCAUACCGGCAGCAUGAAAAAAGUAGUGCAUAAAAUUAACUUUCAAAUCAAAACCUUGGAAAUUUUCUCAAAGAUACGUAUCUCUACUUUUAUUGUUAGUUAUAUCUUAUAGUUUUAAAAUUAACCCACUUGAACCCACUCUUUGAAGCUUUGAUAUACUGGCCGUUUUUAAUAAAUCUAUACUAAAAAUGCAAAUAGAAACUAUAAUUUAACUAAUUUGUUAGAAAAAUCCCACACCUUUGAUUGAACUUUUGGAUGCCUUAUCAAUAUUAAAUACUGAUUGAAUUUGGUACAAUAUCAGGAUCAAACCAUUCAUACUUGAAUUCCCUUUGCUUAUUCCGUUUCUUUAUCUCAUGAGACAGCUUCUUGAGCUCCAACCGAAACCUGAAAGAUUUUAGUCAUUUCACAUAAUUAAUUCUGCUAUGCUCAAACUCACUCUUCAGCUAUGUGAACAAUGUCGGGGUUGUACAAGUACUGCACCUCAAAGUCUCCAAGGCUUUUUGUUCCUUUCAUGCUCAAAAGUUUUGUGAUCACCUGGCAUAAAUUCCGUAAAAAAAAAAUUCAAAUUUAUAAAUUUAAAUUUUCAUUUUU